AUGGAUCAAACGAGACUGAAACUAAGCUUCAACGUUUCCACCAAUUUCACAGAUACUGAUUACUUUAACGAACUAUUCUGGAAACUAAAUAAUACAGAAAACAUCAGCGCUGCUUCUUGGGAAGAUACACUUGAGGAAUUAAAUAAAAAGCUGUACAGAAUAGAUGACGUCUCAGUGUUAGUACUGGUUAGUCUUUACGGAGUGGUCUUUCUCACAGGGUUAGCAGGGAAUUCCAUCAUUGCUUAUUUUGUGUCGAAAACAAAACACCCUCACGGUCGAAGGAGAUACAACAUGCUGAUAAACCUAUGUGUAUCAGACUUAAUGGUCAUUUUGAUAUGCUGCCCUAUGACUAUGUAUACCAGCAUCACCACUGUUUGGCAUCUGGGAGAAUCUUUAUGUAAGAUUCUUUCUUAUCUUCAAGGGGUUUCCGUGACUGCAGGUACUUUGUCGAUGACAGCGCUAAGUUUGGAUAGAUACAUUUCAGUUCGACAUCCACAAGCAUUUCUGAAGAUAAGCAGACAUCGUUUUGCUAGGAUAUUGAUUGCAAUGGUAUGGACUAUAGCUUUACUUUUUUCUCUGCCGAUCAUAUUUGUGAAGAAAACAGAAACUUUGGAAAUACCUUCAUUACAAGUUUCUUUUUGCAUUGAAGAGUGGAAACCUGGUUUGAAACACGUCUUCACCAUUGCAACCUUAAUUAUUGUUUACGCUUUGCCUUGCGUAAUAUUGUUGAUCUGUCAGGCUUCGGUUAGUAGGACUAUUAAAUAUGCCGAAGAUUCUUUCCUUAACCGAAAUGACAUCCGUCAAAGAACUUUCCGAAUGAGUUCCCAUCAUCCAAACGCACCACCUCCGACAAGAGAAAAUAGAGAAUCUUAUGUCGGACGAUACAUUGGAGAACUCUAUACUUGGGAGGUUGAAAGUAAGCCUCAGAAUAUACGUAUAAUAGAGAGGAUGUCAACAAAUGGAAGUUCCUCACUGCAAUCAAGAGAUCGUAAAGACGUGAUUCGAUCUCAUAGCCCUAGAAUUAAAAGAAGGUUAUCUUAUUUGUUGAUGGGGAUGACCUUGUGUUUCGUUAUCUGCUGGCUACCUUAUAAUAUCAUAUCAUCUUACGUAGAUCUGUUUGAAAUCAUGACUGUUACUAAAUAUCUCCCGUUUACAUUGCUGUUAGGUCAUGCCCACAGUGCUAUCAAUCCUGUCAUUUACUGGUUGCUCAACAAGACACUUCGUAGGAAGAUGCAGAAUAUAAAGCAUCGUUCGACAACACGACCAAGCUCUCGGCUUCAACAAAUACCUAUGGAAUGUAUUACUAGAAAUCCACAAAUUCAAUUUUCCCAUUGA
Molecule: messenger RNA, 1335 nt
Organism: Limulus polyphemus (Atlantic horseshoe crab)
Lineage: Eukaryota; Metazoa; Arthropoda; Merostomata; Xiphosura; Limulidae
Product: neuropeptide Y receptor type 5-like
Exons: 2
Coding region: 1-1335 (444 amino acids)
Biological process (GO): G protein-coupled receptor signaling pathway
Cellular component (GO): membrane
Molecular function (GO): peptide binding; G protein-coupled receptor activity
Source: RefSeq, a predicted model, not a curated record